Molecule: messenger RNA, 2946 nt
Organism: Vigna umbellata (rice bean)
Lineage: Eukaryota; Viridiplantae; Streptophyta; Magnoliopsida; Fabales; Fabaceae
Product: P-loop containing nucleoside triphosphate hydrolases superfamily protein
Biological process (GO): microtubule-based movement
Cellular component (GO): microtubule cytoskeleton
Molecular function (GO): microtubule motor activity; microtubule binding; ATP binding
Source: RefSeq, a predicted model, not a curated record
AAAGUUUAACUCAAAAGCACUGACACUGAGUAGUGAGUUUUGUAAGCAAAAGGAACAUCCUUUUCGCUUUAAUUUCAACUCUGCCACUCCGCUCCUCACGCUCCCAUCAUCAAAACUCAACCUUUGUUACACUUCACACAAUUCAAGUUCAAGAUCUCAUCUCGACCAACAAAAAAGAUUCUUACUCCAACGCUGUUCUUGAUAUCAUUAUUAUUAUUAUUAUUAUUACUUGUUUCUCUUAUUAUUGUAGUGUUACAAACAAACUCCUUUUUUCACUCCCAAUCAGUAAUCAGGAUCCUCCAGUGUUCAAUCAUUGAAAAUAACCAACUUCCUCUCUACACCUUUUACUUCGUUCUGUGUGAGUUGAAAAUCCGUGCUUACUUUUUUUCUUUUUGGGUUUAUGGUUUACGUUACAUGAAUCAUGGAAAAUGUUUCUUCUAAAUUACAAUUUCAUUAUAACGCGUGUUUCACCUGCUCCAUUGCGUGUCUCGAGGUGAAGGGGUUCAAUUUCAACCUAUAGUGGGUGUCUAGAAGCUUCGUUUCGUUGAUCGUUGUUUCUCAUGAGUCAGUUAGAUUGACUUUUAUCUGAUAGGAGUCGGAAAAAAAAGGAAAAGAACAGAUCUUUGAGUAGUACUAGGUUGCAGUGAUAGCUUCUAUAACUUUCAUAAUCGUGUCUUACAUAAGGUCUUUUAUUUUAGGGGCUGUGUUUCAUUUCAUGUUCUUGGGUAGUGAUAAUGCCUGUUCCCAACGGCGAAGAGCGAGUUCUGUUUGCUUCGGAAAAUGCAAGUGAGGUUUCAAAGUCACCCUCGUUGGAUUUGAACCCAGAUUCAGAUUCAGUUGAUGGGUCCCCACCUGUUUCCACCGUUUACACUGAUGUGGGUGUCGUGCCAGAACACCAAAAGAACGAGCUUGAGCACUUUAUAUCCAAUUUAGAAAGAGAAAUAGAGGAGUUGAGGGUCAACCAGAAGAAAUUGGAUAAAAAGCGUAGAGAAGCACUGAGCAAGAUAUUGGACAUCAAAGGGAGCAUUCGAGUAUUUUGUAGAAUUCGACCAAAUCUGGUAACGGAGAAGAGAAGAAUUGCUGAACCGGUAUCAGCUGGACCAGAAAAAAUUCGGGUUAAGUGGGGAGGAACAAAGAAAGAUUUUGAGUUUGAUAAAGUUUUUACUCAAGAAACAAGCCAAGAAAGUGUUUUUGUUGAGGUUGAGCCAAUUCUGAGAUCUGCAAUGGACGGGCACAAUGUAUGUGUGUUUGCUUACGGUCAAACAGGCACAGGCAAGACAUUCACCAUGGAUGGUACAAACGAGCAACCUGGGAUUAUUCCGCGUGCUCUUGAAGAGCUCUUUCAUCAAGCCUCUUUGGAUAGCUCAUCUCCUUUCACCUUUUCGAUGAGCAUGUUAGAAGUUUAUAUGGGCAAUCUCAGGGAUUUGCUAGCUCCAAAACCGUCUGGUAGACCACAUGAACAACCUAUGACGAAGUGCAAUCUCAAUAUCCAAACCGAUCCAAAGGGGUUGAUUGAAAUUGAGGGUCUCUCUGAAGUUCAAAUAAGUGAUUAUGCUAAAGCGAAAUGGUGGUACAACAAGGGUAGAAGGUUCAGAUCCACCUCGUGGACUAAUGUGAAUGAAGCAUCAAGCAGGUCACACUGCUUAACGAGGAUAAGCAUAUUUCGACGUGGGGAUGCUUUGGAAGCUAAAAGUGAAGUAAGCAAACUGUGGAUGGUUGAUCUUGGUGGCAGCGAACGGUUGCUUAAAACUGGAGCCAAAGGACUGACACUGGAUGAGGGCAGAGCCAUUAAUCUUUCUCUUUCAGCUUUAGCUGAUGUUGUUGCAGCUUUGAAAAGGAAGAGGGGCCAUGUGCCUUACAGGAAUAGCAAGCUGACUCAAUUACUCAAAGAUUCUCUUGGGUAUGGCUCAAAGGUUUUGAUGCUCGUGCAUAUAAGCCCAUCUGAAGAAGAUGUCUGUGAGACAAUUUGCUCCUUGAACUUUGCAAAGAGAGCGAGAGCAAUAGAGUCCAACAAAGAAGUGUCCGUGGAAGUGAAGAAGCAAAGGGAGAAGAAGAUUAUGGAGCUAGAGGAAGACAUCAAGGAAGCUGAAAAACAACGGCAGAAUUUAAGGGAACAAACAGAGAAGAUUGAGUUGAAGUUAAAUGAUAGUAAAAAGCUCAUAUCAAUGACAGAUAGUCCUGUGGAAAGUGAUGACAUGAAAGCCUCAAUUAGUCCCCAAGAUGAUGUGAAAGAGGUGAUUGAAACUCCCAAAGCAUCUAAGAAGCCCAUCAAAAGAAACUUCUCCAACUCAAUGCCUCGAUUCAUGACUUCAACAGUGGCAAGUCGCCAAAGGCAAAGUGCUGCAGAGCGAGACAUUGGCACUGUGAAAUUGAAAAGCCAUAGAUCAACAAUGGUGUCGAGAAGUUCCAUCCAUUUUUCGUAUUCCCAAUCGUUGAGUUAUUCAGAUAUCCGCAUCAAAGCAUUGCUGCGAAGUUCAAAUGGAAAAUCUCGGCAUGCUGAAGCAGAUAGUGUUCCAAUUCCGGAGCCUGUUCUCACAGAAAGGCCUAAAUGCAAUGAUUUGGAAUCAAAAGUCACAACCCCUCGAAGCAGGAUGGUUACAUCUUCAGACCAAAGCUUGAGAUUUUCGCUGGGUCGUCACAGAAGAAGGAUGUCUGAUCUGAUCUGAUCUGAUCUCAAGGUUGCAGCUUUUUUGAAGGGAUUGCAUGUUUAACAUUUUGCAAUUUAUAUUUGUGUAUAACAAAUAGUAGCGAGUGGUAUACUAAUAGGUGUGUUUGGUUGGUGUUUUCUGGGUUGGGAUCUGUUAAUUACUUCAUUAACAUGAUCUUUCUCUGUUUUCAAGCUUGUUGUGUAACUAUUUGUUAAGACUAACUCACUGAAGUUUGACAUUAUGACCUUUUAAAUGUAGAUAUAGGAAGAAAGUAAGCAGAGUGUUGAAGAAAAUUGUC